Messenger RNA from Anguilla rostrata (American eel), 1517 nucleotides. RefSeq names its product oligodendrocyte transcription factor 3-like. The record is from RefSeq and is a predicted model, not a curated record. Gene Ontology annotation, cellular component: nucleus. Gene Ontology annotation, molecular function: E-box binding; protein dimerization activity; DNA-binding transcription factor activity, RNA polymerase II-specific. Gene Ontology annotation, biological process: axon development; sensory organ development; positive regulation of transcription by RNA polymerase II. The coding region runs from base 389 to 1096 and encodes 235 amino acids. Lineage: Eukaryota; Metazoa; Chordata; Actinopteri; Anguilliformes; Anguillidae. The transcript has a single exon.
GGGGCAUUGGAGUUGGUUGAAUGGAGCAGUGAAAGUGUGCCUUCCCGCUGAUUGGAGGUUAUUCUAACAGCCUCAUUAUGCGACUCAUUGUUCUUUUGUAGGGGUGUGGGCUAUAAAUGCAGGCCUGUGUCCAGAUAGAGCAUGACCGUUGUCACUGCGUACGACUCGCUGCACACCGCUGCCGUCUCCCCAAAACACACCAACACACACGCACACCCAAGCCGAGUGUUGUGCUGGUGAGACCGUUUCUGUUUUUAUCCGGCCAGUUGAGGAAUUGAUCAGCGUUUCGUCACGUUUACUUCUGCAUUUCUGAACAAGGCUGCCCGAGCAUCUGAACAGAGCAACACUGUGAAAGCUUCCUCGGUGAGUUUUUUUUUUUUGUCCUCCGAUGGAUUCUGACGCCGGAUCAAGCUCCAGCCGCUCCUCCUCCCCGGAGCUGGUGGAGGGGGGCCUAUUCUCCACCCACAUGUUCCAGGCGUUCUACCAGGAGAAGGGGGGCACUUGUAGGCCCGCUCGGCCCGGGAUGGAGAAUGCGAGCAGGGGCAAAUCCAAAAGCAGCAAGGAGCCCAAGAAAGAAGAGACCCAGGACCUGCGGCUGAAGGUGAACAGCCGCGAGAGGAAGAGGAUGCACGACCUGAACCAGGCCAUGGACGGGCUCCGGGAGGUCAUGCCCUACGCCAACGGCCCAUCCGUCCGCAAGCUGUCCAAGAUCUCCACCCUGCUGCUGGCCCGCAACUACAUCCUGAUGCUGUCCAGCUCCCUGGACGAGAUGAAGAAGCUGGUGGGGGACGUGUACGGGGGCAGCCACCAGACGCACAUGGCCCGCUGCGCCCCCGCCCCGCCCCAGAUACCCCUGUACCCGCUGGGUCACUCCCUGCCCUCCCUCAUGGGCACGGCCACCACCACGCCCCCUACGCAUGCGAGCCCCUCUGCUGCCUACCUGGGCUUCCACACCACCCACGAGAGCCCCCUGAAGGACACGCCUCACCUCCACGGCUCCUUCCGGCACUUUCCAGGCAUGCCCUGUCCUUGCUCGCUUUGCCAGCCUCUCUCCUCCUCCUUGCCAAGGUUGCCCACCCUGUCCUUGGGUAAGUGACCAGUUGAGUCCCAGGAUUGAACUCUGCCAAGCAGGACAAAAGGACACGCACUGCUUCCCUCCCAGAAUUGUGAGAAAGGAAUAUCCUGCAAUUUGUAUAUUGUAAAUGCCUUGUACAGACAAUGUAAGAAAGAACAUCAUAGAUUGAAAAAUGUUUAUUGCCUUUUUACUGAUAUGUACUGCUAUUUUUGUACACACAUAUUUGUUUACAUUUUAAAUUUUCCUAGUAUGCCCAUAGGCAGUAUCCAGUCUGUUCUAGUGUAUUUUUAUCUCAGUUGAAGUUUUUGUUGAAACAGUGAAGAAAAUAUCUUCUACUAAACUGUCCCAUGAACUAUGCUACUGAAAACCCGACAGAUAAAGAGAUUGUCCUGUGUUUUUGUACAUCAUUUUUCAAAAGAUUAAAAUGCUAUUAUUGUAUAAA